This is a messenger RNA of Trichogramma pretiosum, 7768 nucleotides long. RefSeq names its product brefeldin A-inhibited guanine nucleotide-exchange protein 3. The transcript is spliced from 16 exons. Gene Ontology annotation, biological process: regulation of ARF protein signal transduction. The record is from RefSeq and is a predicted model, not a curated record. Gene Ontology annotation, molecular function: guanyl-nucleotide exchange factor activity. The coding region runs from base 244 to 6849 and encodes 2201 amino acids. NCBI's taxonomy places the organism in Eukaryota, Metazoa, Arthropoda, Insecta, Hymenoptera, Trichogrammatidae.
CGAAGUAUAGUGGUUGUAUAUAGUAGCAGAAGCGGCAGCCACGAGUAAGCACACACGACAUCGACGUCGGCUUUUCUCUCGGGCCAAUGUCACACGGUCCGUACUGCGUAACGAUAAUAACGAUAGCAGAGGGUGUCGCGCUGGAGUUGAGAUCGUGUCCGUAGCCGCCGUGGACUGAAGCACAACAACAAUAACGACACACACACGAGUAGUAGUAGUAGUAGAUAGGAUACAGAGAGUGUCAUGGAGGAUCUGCUGCAGCAGAUCGUCAAGGAGGCACACAGCUCGAAACUGUUCGCGCUGGAAAAAGCUGCACAAGAUGCCUGCGACUUCCUGGACAAGCAGCAGGGACUGCUGCGCGAUCCGCCUUACGAGCUGCGCGCCAAGUGCCUACGUGCCGUACAGCUGACCCUCGAGACGCGGCGCAGCAAGUUCGUUGCCUUUGGCCUCACCGGCCUACACAGGAUGCUGAGGGACGACAGAUUCCAAUCCCCGUACGAGCCGGAGGACGACUCGCUCUGGCUUCCCGCUCAGAUGCUGCACGCGAUGGGCUCGAUACUGUCGCAGCCCGACGACGCCCAGACCGACAUGCUCAAAGUGUUGCUGCAAGUCGCCUGCUGCCCGUACUGGACGAUGAACGGCCGCCUGAUAAUAGCCACCCUGACGACCUGCUGCGAGGCCUUCGAGCACGGCAAUCAGGCGGUGAAGACGGCCGCCCAGGCGGCCACCAGCCAGACCCUCAGGUCGUUCUGCUUGUUUUUGGACGAGGAGUGCCGAGAAAUGGAUGAGAACGCCCGGAGAAACAAGAACGUGCGCGAGCGCGGGGUGUCCUGUUUCAACGAAGCCCUGCCGAUACUCCAGUACAUUUGCUGCAAACUCGACGAGGCACAAAAUGCGCGCAACGGCAGCACCGUCGUCUUUCUGCUCGAGUGCCUGCACACGCUGAUCUCGUCGCUGCCCGCCAAGAUCCACACCAACUGCCACUUCACGACCUUCCUCUGGCAGAAAUUCUGCCCGGCGCUGAUCGCCUUUCUGGGUACGCCGCGCGUCGACAAGAGCUUCCAGUCGCGCGAGCACCCCCAUCAAGGGGGAGGAAACCGAGGCGGUGGCGAGCCGACCCCGGAGCUCGGCCGCGGCUCCGGCUACCUGGCCACCUCCCUCGGCUUCGACAGCCAUCAGGCCAAGACCGUCUAUUGCAUCGGCACCGAGCUCGUCCGUAUAGUUGGCUGCGUGGGACCUCUGAGGCCCGUGCUGGAGUCGGUUUUUCAUCGGAUGCUCCUGUACCCACCUCCGCAGCAACGUCUGGAGUCCUUGAAAGCCCUGAAAGAGCUGCUCCGGAGUCCGAGUCGAAUCGCCGAUUUCGCCGGACCUCUGCUUGUGGACGACGACAAAUCCAGCCAACUUCAAAGCGACAUGGCCCUGAUGAGACUAGCCAUGGACUCGAUCGAGGAAUCGACGAGCGGAGGCCUGGCCGUUCUCCAGGCCAGUGUAUCCUGCGUCGUUGCGCUGCUCUCGGCCCUCCAAGAGCUCUGCGACGGCAAGGCCAUCAGCCACGAGUACACCUGCGCCAUCAACGCCCUCUACGAGGAUCUCGAGUCGUGCGACUAUCGGGGCCCGCUGACCUAUCAGAGCAUGGCCCGACUGCCCAAGACCUAUCGCGAGCAGCUCGAGCUCAUGAAGAAGACGUCGACGCAGAAGGCGACGGACUCGGACUCGUCGGGUCGCGGUCCGUCCGAGGAGGAGGACGACGACGAUGUCGAGGAUGGGAAUUCGACGGAUACCGAGGGACCACCGACCGAAGAACAGACGACCACGACCACAACGACGAUCGCGGACGAUGCCGCGAGCGUCCAGAUCGAGGACAGCAGCGACAGCUACGACCUGGCCAACGAGCGGGAGCGCGAGCGGCUGGAAAAGCUGCCCAAGUGCCUGCACGUGGGCAGGCAGUUCGUCGAGGAGUGCAACGUCGACGUGGAGCGCCACAACGCCCGGAUGUUCGUCAAGACCCUGAAGCAGGACCUGAUACCUCAAGUGCUCGGGCUGAGGAGCAUCAUCGAGGUGGACGAGGCGCUGCAGAGCUUCGCCUCGAGAUACUGCCAGGGUGUGUACGCGGCCCAGCAGCGGACAACCGAGACGAGUAGUAGCAACGACGACGACGAUUGCGCUCUGAUCACGAUCAUGAACGCCGACGGGAUCUACCUGGCCACGUACGCCGCGCUGCUUCUCAAUCUCAAGCUCAUACGCCAGAACUAUUACGAGGACGACUCGAGCAAGCUCCUCGUCACCGAGGGCCAAUUCGUCGAGGAGGUGCACGGCUCCGGGGUCCUGGUCUAUCUCUCGGCCACGUGGCUGUCCGAGCUCUACCAGCAGGUGCUCGCGUCGAAUCUGCUGGCCAAGUGCGGCUACGAUCCUCGCUCGCAGGACAACAACGCCCUGGUCAAUGCGCUGAUCGACGUCGACGGUAUACCGGGGACCAGGCCCGGUGGUCAGCUGCUCUCGGACUAUCUGCGCCUGGAGCGAUGUCAGCUGCAGCGCCAGGAGGCCACCCCGGAGUCCGAGGCCGGUACCAAGCUGGCCCGACGGGUGCUGACCUGCUGCUGGGCCAGCAUAGUCAAUGUCCUGGCCAGCGGACUGAAUCCCUGUAGGGACGAGCUGCUCAGUAAGGGCCUGUUGACCAAGGACGACGGCAAGAAGGGCAUCAAGGACACGAUCACUCUGGCGCUGGAGGGUCUGCAGAGGGUCGCGAGCCUCAGCAACGUAUUGGGUCUUCAGGCGCGAUGCGGCACGAUCUUCGCUCUGCUGGCCAAGGCAGCCUGUAGCGAGCAGCUGAUCUCGAGGCUCCGGCGUACCAAGGACGUGCUGAGACUGAAGCUGCAGAACCGAGCCACGAAUCUGCACACGUCCCACGCCACUUCCAUGGACGUGCUGCUUUCGAAGGGCCUGGAGUUGAGCAGCCAUGGAAGCGAUUGUUGGCCUCACGUUUUCACCUGUUGCCUGUACGUGAGCAAACUCGAGCACGACUUCUUCGGCAAGAAUCAACAAAACGUGUCCAUCGCCAAGAGCAGCAGCAGCGGCGUCAAGAAGGAAAAGAAGGAGCCGCCGUUGAGCUCGAGCGAGUGCAAGACCAAUCAGGAGCGGCUCAAGCUCAGCUUCAACAUGGUCGGCGACGACGACGAGGACGACGCCGCCUGCGUCGACGUCUACAGCUUCCUGUCGACCCCCUACACCCAGAGCUCGGCGCAGGACAGCGUCGCCGAGAUCAUCCAGCAGUCCAACGCCGAUCAGCAGUUCAACGGCAUCCUGCCGUCGGAGUACGCGGCGAAAAUCGUUUGCGCGCUGUCUCAGCAGGUCGAUCGUCUGUUCGAGGACGCGGCGCUCAAGCUCAAUCUGCGCGCCCUAUGUCUGUUCCUCCAAGCCCUGUGUCGCUCGAGCAAGGACCAAUUGUUCAAGAGUCAGGGUAGCGAUUCCAAGAGCAAGGACAGGAUCUGGUGGCGCAUGAGGAGCAACAGCGGUAGUAACAGUAACAAGCCACGCGACGAGGAGCUCAACACUCUGCUGCUCUCUCGUCUCGGCGAGGUCAUGCUCAAGUGCGUCAAGAGCGGCCGCCCGCUGAUCCACGCGAUGCGCGCCUGGAGCAUCCUCGGCCCGCACUUCAUGGAGGCCGCCUGCCACAAGGACCGGGCCAUCUCCAAGAAGGCCGUGGAGUGCAUCUACGACUCGAUGGCCGCCCUGCUCAACGACCAGCUCGAGCUGCCGCACUUUCACUUCAACGAGGCGCUGUUCAAGCCCUUCGAGAAUCUGCUCUGUCUCGAGCUGUGCGAUCCCGACGUGCAGGACCAGAUCGUGAGCUGCAUCUGCGAGUUCGUCGAGACGAAUCGCACGGAGAUCAGGUCGGGCUGGAGGCCGCUCUUUGGGGCGCUCAAAGUGGCCACGGUGGGUCAGGCCGAGAGCGUCGAGUCGGCCCCGCUGCUCGAGGUCUUUCGCGUCUUUCUCAGCACCGACAAUCCACUGGUCUUCGCCAAUGCCGCCCUCGAUUGUAUAUUGUGUUUACUCAAACACGUACGUGGCUGCAGCGAUACCGAGACAUCGACGCCGACGAAAACGACGGCUCCUCCUCAAACGAAGUCCGACAAAAAUAGUCAAGAUCGAUCGGCGGAAAACGACGUCGAGAACGGCGACAAGGGCCGUAAAACGAAGCUCUGCCUCGAGAGCCUCAAGUACCUCGUGAGCUGCAGCGAGCUUCUGGCCAACAUGUAUCGCAUGCCGGCCUGCCCGAUCUUUCACUCGGCCCAGCGCGUGCCGCGCGCGUCCUCCUCUGCCUCGCUGCCGCAGUACGUCGACCCGAGCCUGCCCAACGACGGCGAGAUCAUCGCCGGCUCGCUGCACGACGCGUCCUACGAGCUGCUCACCAAUCCACAGCCCGCUGAAUCUCACAAGCUCGCGAGCUUGCAGGCCCUCGACCAGCCGAGCGGCGUGCUCGGGGUCUGGUACUCGCUGAUCGAGGGUCUGGCCAGCGCCACGAUGAUCUGUCCGCGCGCCUACCAGCCGCACGCCCUCGAGACCCUGUUUCAUCUGCUGCGCUCGACCCUGGAGACGCCCGGCCCGCUGUUCGGACUGUACUGCGUGAAUCAUCUGCUGCUGCCCAUGGUGCAGAACUGGCUGCGGAAGACGUCGAGGAUCAGUCGGGGCUGGGACAGCUUCGCAUCGAAUUUCAAGCAGUGCUGCGGACUGACCACCGACCUGGUCGUCGAUUUUAUCGAGCAUUUGCAAGGACCCAAGGCCGAGAGGGACGAGACGUACUUGUCGUUGAGCACCCUGAUGGUGAAGCAGCUUUUUCUCGUCAUGACCGAGUGCAUCGUCCAACCGACGGAGAGCAUAGCUCGGCUCGGCUGCGCCUGUAUCAGGCACGUACUGGUGAGCAGUGGACCGAUCCUCACGGCCGACCAGUGGGAGGUGUGCGGAGUCACCUGUCACCGGGCCUGCUCGAGCUCGCUGCAGCAGCUUCACCAGCUGACGAUGGCCUUCUCGCCGUACUCCGAGUCGUUUUACGGCGACACGGCCCAGGUGAAGGUCGCCGCUCGCCGCGAUGCCACCCCCGAGGAGACCGAGCGACUUCGUCAACUCGCCGCUCAGGUAUUUUUACUAGAGGAGCAACGCCGAGAGGAAUUAAAUCAACUUUUGGAUGAAAAAUCCUACGUCUUCCAAUUGUACUCGCCUUCGGUGGCCGUGGAUAAAAAUCCCGAACUGUACUCGCUUCGCAUUCAGAUGAGAGCCUUGAUCGUUGGAUUACUCGUGCAUCAGAUGUUACUUCAGUGCAUAGCCACGGUCUUGUUGCAAAAUGCGGACGCUUGGGUUCCGAGACUUCCUCAAUUGCUCAUGAAAUCGGUGACGUCGUUGCCGAAGAGUCACUCGUCGACGAGAACGUCACCGCAGCUGGAGCCUCGUCACGUCAACGUUUUCCUGUCGGCCCUCGACCUGUCCUACGUAGCCGCGCUGAAAUUCGACUCGAGGCCCGGCUUAAAGUUUCUCCUGCAGAAGGUGGCGAAUCUUCAGCGACCCGCGAAUCUUUAUCAUCAGGCGUGCACCGCUUGGACCAUCAAGAUCGUCGCUCUCUUCGAUCUGUCCCUCGCGGAGAUCGGCAAGUGCGGCGCCGACUUGAAGCAGACGAAGAGACUCGUGCUGAAUGACUCAAAGUCCGAGAAUAAAUUCAAGCGAUUGGUCGGUUACAUGACUCAGUUGCGCACGACUUUCGACGAGCUCUGCGGAACUUACGUGGAUAUAGCUCUGGACAGGGAUGGCAGAUACACAGUAGCAGAUACAAUAGCAGAGAGGAAGUUUUUCCUUCUUGUUUCGCAGCCCGAUGACUAUACAGAGCUUCCAGAAGAAGAAGAGGCGCCAAAGAACAAUCGCAUCGUUUAUAGUGCAUCCCCGGAAAAUGAAAAACCAGCCGUCGCAAAAGAAACAACACCUCGACCGUUUCGCUUGUCGGAUUUAGCUUCCGAUUCCUCGACGGACUCGGGACCCCAGUCGGAACCCGAGAGCGAUGAUUCGAGACCCGAAAGUCCCUCGGACUUGAACGAUUCGCAAAUUGUAUUUCUGGAUCGACACAGAGAAGCCGCGGACAAGACUUCCGUGGUUGACGAAAAUCAGACGACGGAAGAAGCGAAAAAAGCCGAAAAUAAUGGAACGGAACGAGUCGAGGCGAAAAAAGCGAAGAGGCGCAAGAAGAAGAGGGGCAGCGACGAUUGCUUAUUGUCGCGAAGAUACAAUUUGAAAUUCAUUCAAAAGGAUGAGCUGGAGUCUUACGCGAAGAAGCAGAGCCUCUACUUCCGAUCCAAGUCCAUGCUGGAGCUUCAUCAUCAUCGUUCCGCGGCGCAAAGAGUCGGCGGCGCUGCCAACGUAAACCACGACGAGGACGACGACAACGACGAGUCCGGCGCAACGGCGACGGGAAGCGCGGCGGAAAAAUUGAGCAACGAGGAGGCGCUGGAGGACAUCGCGGCCCUGAUCAGGGAGUACGAGCACAACCGACGGGGCUUCAGCACGAAUCCGUUUCUCCAGGACGAGCGCCGAAAGACGGGCAGCCUCGAUCUCGACGACUACUGCCGCGAGGCGAACAAGGACAGCGAGACGCGCAGACGGGCUUGGGCCGAGACCAUCGGCACGUCGCUCGAGUUCGCCCUCGCUUUGCCGGACGAGCUGUUGGCGCCUCUGCUUCCGGUGCUCGUGGGCGGCAUUAGAAUUUUGACGCGGCACGCUUACGAGCCUGUGCUGAAGCAACACCUCGCCGUCUUCUUCCGUCGCAUCGGCCACAUUUACGGACUCGUCGACGCCACCCCCGCCACGUGAAUUAUGUACGAACGAGCAGCGACGAGCCUAUCGAAUCAUCCGGAUCGAUGUCAAAUUAUCGGAUCCACUACUACUAAUCUUCGUGCGAGGCUGAUCGGAGGAUUUUUGCCCGAAGAAUCGCCGCACGAGCGAAAGCUUCAUAAUACAAUGUAUCGUAGCCUAUAUUACGUAUCGAUUUAUUUCUAUCCGAUUUGUUUUUUAAAAGUAUUUCUAUUCUUUCGAUACUAACUGAAAGUCCUCGAAAUCGAUCUCGAUUUCCUCGCUCACAUAUGUACACUUACACAGAGCUCGUUAAAUUUUUUACUUAAAAGAAAGAAAAAAACUUCCUUCAUGAUUAACGUCAAUAAUUAUAAUCGAGCUGAGAUGAAAUCGAUCGGCUUAUACAAAUAUAAUAAAAUCUAUAAUAGAAACGUGUGCUUAUGAGGAUAUUUUUUUAAAAAACGUGUAAGAUUGAAUGGUGCUUCGAAUCGACCGGCACUUCUGGAAGGUGUCCGAAUUCUAUAAGACUUGAUAAAACAAAAAUGUACUACUACGUAUAUUGUAUAAGAAUUAUAUAGCUUGAAGCUGAGGUAAAGUUUCUUUUUUUUUUAUUUAAAAUACAAGAAAAAUCAUAGCGUCUUCGAAACUGAUACGGCGAUCCUUAUUGUAGUUGUACCACAAAAGUUUCGAUGGCCCCAGAGUAAAACAAAAAAAAAGAACAACAAAAAUCAAUGGAUGAGUUUUUGAUUUUUACAUUAAAAAUUUAUAUGCCAAAGUGAACAAAAAUGAAAAAUAAAUAUAUUAUAUAUUAUUAUUGGAUAUAUGAGAGCAGAAUAUUUAUAUAGCAUUUAAGGUAUCGAUAAGGCACGGCUACAUGCAGUAUUCCAAUAUUUUUGUGAUCGAUCAAAUUAUAUAUGAUAAAAAAAAUAAAGAAAAAUCA